This is a messenger RNA of Sorghum bicolor (sorghum), 2549 nucleotides long. Its product is annotated as zinc finger protein GIS3. The record is from RefSeq and is a predicted model, not a curated record. Gene Ontology annotation, molecular function: DNA-binding transcription factor activity. The transcript has a single exon. Bases 1674 to 2282 code for a protein of 202 amino acids. NCBI's taxonomy places the organism in Eukaryota, Viridiplantae, Streptophyta, Magnoliopsida, Poales, Poaceae.
UAGGGAAGGAAAUAGUAAAUACUUGCAAAACAAAAAAAACCCACAUAGGAGGCUACGAAUUAAGACCAAGUAAAACAGAGUAAAAAUAAACCACACGCCUCUAACCCUCUGGCUAUGCACUAAGCUUGACCUUCCUCCUUGAUCUUUCUCCACAACAAACAUUUCCGUUGAUGAUUGAUGAUGGAUGCCAAACAACCACACAUCUCCUUCGUUUCGCAACUCCCAACAAGCCAAGCCACUAGUAAGAGCAUAGUUGUCGUCGUUUGGAGAUGGGUGCCUCAGGAGCCUUGCCGACCACUUGUCACGCCAUGCACUACAGGACAGACUACAUUUUUUUUCAUUUCCACACAUAUAUAAUCCUUAGCUAUAGUCAGGGUCAGGCUCAAGGUUUUCGACAAAGUGAGGACAAUGUAAGCGCAAUUAUCGAGUUUACGGUCAUCACCUACACAAAAAUAACCUCAAGUCAUUACUAGUUUUGACAUGCCUGGAUAUAGAUACAUACUUCCUCUGUCCCAAAUUAUCUAUCGUUUUAGAUUUCCAUGCCGCAAGUUUGACUCGAUUUGUGUAGAAAAUAAAUGCAACAUUUGUAUCUCCAAAUAAAUUUAUUAAAAAAACUAGAUUAAAUGUUCCAAUGAUACCAACUAUGUACCGUAAAUAUUAAUAUUUUUUAAUUGUCAAAGUUAUUUUUAGAAAACUCAGACGAUAGAUAUUUUGGGACGGAGGGAGUAGAUGAUAGAUCACACACUAGCUAAUUACCAUCAUACAUAUGGUUAUUAGUUACCUCUCUUCCUUCACUUUCUACAAAAGAAAUAAUGAUGUUGAACGUCGAACAUGACAUGUGGAGGAGCUGCGCAGGUACACACAUUGUAUAUGAGUGUGAUGUUGAUUACCACCACCCAACCGUGAUCUCUGUGUGGCAAUAAUAUAAUCAUCUCUUCACCCUCCUCCUUUUGGUGUUUGGGCACCAAAAUAAACUUGCUUGUCGUCUUCCCUUCUCCCUGUUCUCUCUUCCUCUCAUGGGGGGGUCAUGGCGCGCGGGCCCCACCGCCUAGCGCUGCUGCACGCAGUUCGCCCCCUUCAAUAAUGCAGCGUCAGAAUUAGGACAUGGUGGGCUUGCCAUUUCUGAUUUCUGCCUCCGAUCCUGUCACAAUAAUAUCCCUCCAUCUCCAUUCACCAUCCUAGCUCCUCGCUUCAUCCUUGCUUCUUGCUAGCUGCCCAUGGCGUCUCCUACCUAGCUAGCUACCAGCUAGUAGUCCUAUCCUACCUGCUAGUGUUACUAUAUAGUAGUACGAGUACCUCCUCCUUCUCCUUCACCAAUCACACACCCACAGCAAGCUACCUACCUACCUACCUAGAGAUCGAGCUCAGCUCCGUCCUCAGCUCACUCGCCCGGCCAUGGAAGCUCAGCUCAGCUCAGCUAGCUAGAAGAAAGAGAGAGAGAGAGAGAGAGAGACAGCCUUAUUAGAUAAAAGACGAACGAAGCUUGAUCUUCUUCCUUUCCUUUUUUCGUUUCUUGAACCCUUGGCAUGCUCUUGCUGCCUUGCUCUCUGUAAUUUCUGCUUUUCAAUAAAAUUUCAGUAGGAAUACCAGUACUCCUCCUGUUUCCUCAAAAAAAAGCUUGAUCCCCGUAGCUUAGCUCGACGAUCCCCGACGGACCGACGUCGUCGAUCCCAAUGGAGGCGCCACCGCCACCUCCGUUUGUCACCGAGGACGACGGCGGCGGCUACGUCGUCGUGGACCUGUCCCUGACGCUGGGCCAGGCAUCGCCGCCACCCUCCUCGUCCUCCCACGACCACGCAACAACCGCCGCCGCCGCUAGUUCUAGCUCCGACGGCGCAGCCGGCGGCGGCGGCGGCGGCGGCAGCAGGGCCAGCGGCGGCGGCGUGAGGCUGUUCCCGUGUCUCUUCUGCAACAAGAAGUUCCUCAAGUCGCAGGCGCUCGGGGGCCACCAGAACGCGCACAAGAAGGAGAGGAGCAUCGGGUGGAACGCCCACCUCUACCUCCCGGCUGCCGCGGAGACGACAACGGCGGCCGCCGCCGACGCUCAUCCCGCCAUGGCUGCUACGCCCAUCAGCAGCCUCGGGCCGUCGCCGCCGCCGCCGCCGGCGCUGCCCAUUAUCCAGGCUGUCUCCCACUCGUGCCGCCCCCACGAGUACACUAGCAGCCACCACCAGCGAGCGCAGCUGGACGGCGGCGCGGCGGCGGCGCCAUUGGAGACGACGGCGUGGUGGUACGCCGAUCAGGAGAAGCAGAGGCAUGUUGACCUCAAUCUCAAGCUCUAGCUAGCAGUCUAUCUAGCUACGUGUAAUAUAUACUGUACGUGCUGUUGCUCAUGCUGAAUAUAUUAUUAUUAUAUAUGAUGCAUGAGGUAGUAUUAUUAUACAUAUGUUUUUGUACUUUUGCUUUCUUUUUCAGCCCUUUUUUUGUUUUUUCUAUUUAUAGAAAACUAGUGUGUAAAAAAGUACGUACGUACUGCUACCGAUUGUGCAACGGUUUGUUAUUGAAAAUUGUUGUCAAGCUGUUGUCCAGGCCUUGUUUAGUUCCAAAUU